AUGCAGUUCACUACCGCUUUCGUUUCCAUCUUGGCCACUGCUGUCAUCGCCAUUCCCACUGGCAAUACUGGCGGCGGCUCUUCCUAUGUUGCUUGCUCCGGUCUCUACAGCAGCCUCCAGUGCUGUGCCACCGAUGUUCUGGGAGUUGCUGAUCUUGACUGCGCUUCUUCCCCGACCGUGCCGACUACGGCCAGCGACUUGAAAAGCAUCUGUGCCAAGGCUGGUCAACGUGUCCGCUGCUGUAUUCUUCCCGUCCUCGGCCAGGGUGUCCUUUGCCAGAAUCCCGUUGGUGUUUAG
Molecule: messenger RNA, 297 nt
Organism: Colletotrichum fioriniae
Lineage: Eukaryota; Fungi; Ascomycota; Sordariomycetes; Glomerellales; Glomerellaceae
Source: RefSeq, a predicted model, not a curated record